AUGGUUGGAUACAUACAGAUCGCACAAUCAUUUGCCCGAUAUUAUCCAGCCUGCAUACUUCUAAUACAUUUCCUUCAAAGUGGUGUGCGUAUGGUGAGGAAUCGUGAAAUGAUGAUCACCAAGUGGUACCCCUUCGAUUCUUCUGCCAGCCCAGCGUACGAGAUUGUGAACUUGACACAGGUCUUUGCAGCAAUUCUCAUCGCGUGUGUGUUCGGUGGCUUCCUGAGCCUUUACGCGACGUUAGUGUGUGUGGCGUGCAGUCAGCUGGAGAAACUCAAAGGGGCCCUACUGGAUAUCAGACAGACACAUAUCAUAUUACAACAGGACUGUGGGGCCGAGACCAAUGGAGAGGAACAUCCCCACACCCCUGAGGAAGUGUUCCAUCGCAUGCAGAAACAACUGAACGACUGCAUUCGGCACCACCAACAGAUAAAACAGUUCAUGCAGGCCUUCGAAGACAGUUGGAGCACAGUGCAGUGCGGUGUGUUUCUGCUUAUUUUAACAGCGCUCUGUUCUGUUGUCUUCUCGUUCAUCACGAGUUGGGGAGACCACGUAGAUCUAGUCCAGGCGACUCUUAUAUUUUUACAUUGGUCCUGCAUUCUGAUUUUAACUUGCUGGCUUGGAAAUGAGUUGUCAGUGCUGGCUGAAAGUGUUAGAGACGCGGCCUGGGGAUGCGACUGGGUGGGAACUCCCGUCCCGUUCCAGCGCUGUCUGAUCUUCAUCAUCGCCGUAGCGAACAAGGAGUUUGCACUCACGGCUGGCAAGUUUGUUCCAGUGUCCAACUCAACUAUGCUGAAUAUGAUGAAUCAAUCAAUAUCUUUCUUCAUGUUCCUUCUCUACAUGAAAGACAAUAACAGAGAAGCUAAUCACGGAAUAUAA
Messenger RNA from Zootermopsis nevadensis, 879 nucleotides. Lineage: Eukaryota; Metazoa; Arthropoda; Insecta; Blattodea; Termopsidae. The record is from RefSeq and is a predicted model, not a curated record.